CUGCCUCGAGAACAUCAAUCGCUGGCAUAUAUUGGGCUCAACACGGUAAAUUACCUGUAAGGUAAGGCACGCUCACUCUGCAAGUAAGCAGUUGCAACUGCUCCCGCUCGAGCUUACCUCCGUGCUUGCCAUGUCAGGUACAGAAGUAAGGGAGGGCACCUGGCACUUGCUCGCAGACACUGUUUAUCGACUACGUCGUGACCGGGACCAUCUUUACGUGCACAAGGGCCACUUGUCUACUAGGACUACUAGUACUUCUCCAGCAGCGAAUGAGGUUCUGAACAUCACCAGCACCGGGCACAAUCAUUCCUACCUAUGUCAACAGUCGUAUCAUGUCCCCAAGGCCUCACGGACAGUCUCCCCCUGGGGAGUCCCCUCACCCUAUGGCUCAACGAGAACAUCCCUACAUGUAUUCACCAUGCAGCCCGACAACUCGGAACAUCGCCACACAAGCGGCACUUAGCCCGUCGUCUCGCGCCUCUUCUGCUCGAUAUUCCGAUGCUAGGACACAAACGAGAAGACUACCUCUCGAGUUCGACGCGUCUAAGGCGCACAUACAGUUAGCCAAUUUCUGGACCGAUCCAAACGACUUUCCCAUCCACCUGCAACCAAUUGUUCGACGAGAAGUGCUCACUCGCGAGGAUGCCAACGCACGAUGGGAGUAUGCGCUCAAGCACAUGGGCACGCAUCAUCAUCCUGAUGCGAUCUUCCACCCUCCAACAGUUUUCCUCACGUUACGUGCGCCCAUCAUGGCACUUCUACCGUCUGCCCGGAAGCACAUUAUUCUCAAUUGGGCCAAGCAUCAUGAUGAAGAGUCCCUAUAUGGCCAAGCAAAGUUGUACUUGAAUACAGAUACAACGGUACUCAAGCCUCCACCAGAAUGGGUGGUGUUCCCUCCACUCCACGACUGGAAGGAUCCGAUCCGGACGUGUAUGGGCAUACUGUACGAUAUGAUGCGUCUGUAGGACAGAGGUGCGGACGACGGCGAGGGAGGUCAAAGAAUCGUCGAGGUCAACUCGGAUGAAAUAGACACCAUAGCCCACAAGCUUGAGGCUAUCCUGGAGUUUCUCUCCGACCACACAGAAUUGGUCAUAAAGCCGACCUACAGGCCGGAGAACCUGGAAACUCCCCUACGCGGGUCUCGAAGCCGACCUUGCGUACCAAACGCACCUCCGUCAAAAGUUUCCGGCCCAUCCUCUCGCAUUCAUCUUCCCACUGGCUCG
Molecule: messenger RNA, 1223 nt
Organism: Emericellopsis atlantica
Lineage: Eukaryota; Fungi; Ascomycota; Sordariomycetes; Hypocreales; Bionectriaceae
Exons: 2
Coding region: 333-965 (210 amino acids)
Source: RefSeq, a predicted model, not a curated record